CCAGCCCGGAUCGCUGCCGGGCUGCCCCGGCUGCGGUGCCAACACCGGCUCGGGUUUCGGCCCCGAACCGCGAUCCCCCAUGGCAGGCUGCGAGGGGAGGGCAGCAGCUCCUGCUGCGGGACACGACCCCAGCCGAGCACGGCCCGCAGGGACAGCGGGAACAGCAGGGACAGCCCGGCCCCGCCGCCAUCUCGGGCUGUGCCCGCCCCGCCCGCCUCCAUUCCCCGGGAUCGGCAUCGGCACCGCCCCGGGAAUUCGGCAGGAGCGGGCAGGGCCGGCAGCGCCGCAGGUGCGAGAGGAAAGAGGAUGGAAGAAAGAAACGCUGCCAAGGAAAGAGUGCUCAUUACGGGAGGAGCAGGUUAUUUUGGCUUCCGUUUAGGUUGUGCCAUAAAUCAAAAGGGAGUCGAUGUCAUCCUCUUUGAUGUCGUGAAGCCACUUCAAACCGUGCCAGAGGGAAUAAAGUUCAUGCAGGGGGAUAUCUGCUGCCUGUCUGAAGUGGAAGAAGCUCUCAGAGAUGUAAUCUGCGUGUUCCAUAUCGCUUCCUAUGGCAUGUCUGGCAGGGAGCAGCUGAACCGAAAACUUAUAGAAGAUGUUAACGUGAAAGGAACAGAAAAUAUCAUCCAGGCCUGCAAGAGCAGGGGAGUGUCGAGCCUGGUUUAUACAAGUACCUACAACGUGAUAUUUGGAGGCCAGGUUAUAGAAAAUGGGGACGAGUCUCUGCCUUACCUGCCUCUGCACCUUCACCCUGAUCACUACUCCCGAACGAAAUCUCUAGCUGAAAUGAAGGUGCUGGAGGCAAAUGGAGCUGAGCUGGGAAAUGGCAGAGGUGUGCUAAGGACCUGUGCUCUCCGCCCAGCAGGGAUCUACGGGCCUGGGGAGCAGAGACACCUCCCGAGAAUAGUCAGCUACAUCGAAAGGGGACUGUUCAAAUUUGUGUAUGGAGACCCUCUGAGCCUGGUAGAGUUUGUACACGUGGACAACCUGGUGCAGGCUCAUGUCCUUGCCUCUGAGGCCCUCAGAGCCAGCAAGCAGCACAUUGCCUCAGGCCAGGCCUAUUUUAUUUCUGAUGGCAGGCCUGUAAAUAACUUUGAGUUUUUCCGACCGCUCGUGGAAGGUUUGGGUUACAAGUUCCCAACCCGGCGCCUUCCCCUCUCCCUGGUCUAUUUUUUUGCAUUCCUUACUGAAAUAGUUCAUUUUGUUGUAGGGCGAGUUUAUAACUUCCAGCCCCUCCUCACUCGCACAGAGGUUUACAAAACUGGUGUCACCCAUUAUUUCAGCAUGGAGAAGGCCAGGAAGGAGCUGGGCUAUGAGCCCCAGCAGUACAGCCUGGAUGAAGUGGUGGAGUGGUUUAGAUCCCAGGGAUGUGGACCAAAGCCAAGGAAUUACACCCUGAUGCACCUGGUUAGGGAUGGAGCACUGCUUUUGGUGCUGAUUGCUGUGCUGGUCUCCUGGUUUCCACCUGCAGCGACAUUUUCACUCUGAAAGAUGAAAUGCUGAGGACAGAAUUUAGUUAUGUUCUCUGCUUACUCUUGGUUUUGACAGACAGGUAAUAAAAGAUUUUAAAAAAAUCAUUUGUGGGAUUGAGGUAAAUAACAGCUUUAUCCCCAAGGAACAGAACUACUGAGUAAAAAGGUGUAAUUUUUUAUAUAUAUUUUCUCUUCAAAGUAAAACUGAUCAGAUCACUAACAAGAUGAAGCACAGUAUUACUGCAACAGCAUUUUAUUCUCAGGCACAAUGGCACAAAACAGAGAAUGGAACAAAUGUCCUUAGGCUGACACUUACUCACUGAUGGGAUUAUACUCCUGAUCCUUGCCCUUUAUUCCUAAAGAGUUUGUGUUACAUGAUCCAGAGGAGAAUAAACUUACUCUUUGAUCACAUUCCAAACCCCACUUCUGCUUCCCAGCUUGGGUGUAUAUAUUCCUAACCAAGAUUAACUGAUAAACUGCUAGACAAUAAACAAUGGGGUUUUUACAUGAAUCCA
This is a messenger RNA of Oenanthe melanoleuca, 1981 nucleotides long. It is a transcript of the gene SDR42E1, whose product is annotated as short chain dehydrogenase/reductase family 42E, member 1. Gene Ontology annotation, biological process: steroid biosynthetic process. Bases 307 to 1482 code for a protein of 391 amino acids. The transcript is spliced from 3 exons. The record is from RefSeq and is a predicted model, not a curated record. Lineage: Eukaryota; Metazoa; Chordata; Aves; Passeriformes; Muscicapidae. Gene Ontology annotation, molecular function: 3-beta-hydroxy-Delta5-steroid dehydrogenase (NAD+) activity.